Messenger RNA from Mustela lutreola (European mink), 3409 nucleotides. RefSeq names its product cyclin dependent kinase 7 (gene CDK7). The transcript has 12 exons. Gene Ontology annotation, cellular component: nucleus; transcription factor TFIIK complex; cytoplasm. The record is from RefSeq and is a predicted model, not a curated record. Gene Ontology annotation, biological process: protein phosphorylation; positive regulation of transcription by RNA polymerase II. Lineage: Eukaryota; Metazoa; Chordata; Mammalia; Carnivora; Mustelidae. Gene Ontology annotation, molecular function: ATP binding; RNA polymerase II CTD heptapeptide repeat kinase activity; cyclin-dependent protein serine/threonine kinase activity. Bases 134 to 1174 code for a protein of 346 amino acids.
AAGUGGGGCGGAGCUAAUAAAGCGCCGGCUCUCACUCAACGGAAGUGGCUGUUGGAGGUAUUUAGGUAGCUUUAAAUUCCUGGUGUUGCGGAAGCUUGCCCUUUUCAGUUGGAGCCGAGUUUUCGUGCGACGAAUGGCGGUGGACGUGAAGUCGCGAGCAAAGCGUUAUGAGAAACUGGACUUCCUCGGGGAGGGACAGUUUGCCACGGUUUACAAGGCCAGAGACAAGAACACCAACCAAAUUGUCGCCAUUAAGAAAAUUAAACUUGGACAUAGAUCAGAAGCUAAAGAUGGUAUAAAUAGAACAGCCUUAAGAGAAAUAAAAUUAUUACAGGAGCUAAGUCAUCCAAAUAUAAUUGGUCUCCUUGAUGCUUUUGGACAUAAAUCUAAUAUUAGUCUUGUCUUUGAUUUUAUGGAAACUGAUCUAGAGGUUAUAAUAAAGGAUAAUAGUCUUGUGUUGACACCAUCACACAUCAAAGCCUACAUGUUGAUGACUCUUCAAGGGUUAGAAUAUUUACAUCAGCAUUGGAUUCUACAUAGGGAUCUAAAACCAAACAACUUGUUAUUAGAUGAAAAUGGAGUUCUAAAACUGGCAGAUUUUGGCCUGGCCAAAUCAUUUGGGAGUCCCAAUAGAGCUUAUACACAUCAGGUUGUAACCAGGUGGUAUCGGGCCCCUGAGUUACUAUUUGGAGCUAGAAUGUAUGGUGUAGGUGUGGACAUGUGGGCUGUUGGCUGUAUCUUAGCAGAGCUUCUUCUGAGGGUUCCUUUUUUGCCAGGAGAUUCAGACCUUGAUCAACUAACAAGAAUAUUUGAAACUUUGGGCACACCAACUGAAGAACAGUGGCCAGACAUGUGUAGUCUUCCAGAUUUCGUGACAUUUAAGAGUUUUCCUGGAAUCCCGUUACAACACAUCUUCAUUGCAGCAGGAGACGACUUGCUAGAUCUCAUACAAGGCUUAUUCUUAUUCAACCCGUGUACUCGAAUUACAGCGACACAGGCAUUGAAAACUAAGUAUUUCAGUAAUCGGCCAGGGCCGACACCUGGAUGUCAGCUGCCAAGACCAAACUGUCCUUUGGAAACUUUAAAGGAGCAGUCAAAUCCAGUUGUAGCAACAAAACGGAAGAGAACACAGGCCUUAGAACAAGGAGGAUUACCCAAGAAGCUAAUUUUUUAGUUACAGAGAUCACUGGACAGUAUUUUACUACUGAAGGAAAUAGUCAAAAAAGCAAAUAAUGGAGAAAUAGUAAACAUUAAGUAAAUGCUGUAGAAGGAAUUUGUAAAUACUCCACACAUGUAAAAUAUGUAAAACUGGAUUAUUUUUAUUAAAUUUAUUUUAAAACAAACUUAAUUCUGAUUUUUCUGGUGAGAGUGCAAAAGUAAGAUUAAGUUCAGUUCUUUGAAAUGUAGAAUUGAAAAUGCAUUAAGGAAACCUUAAUAAAAAUAAUCAUCAGUUACUUUGGUGAGUUGGCCCAUAUAGCAUCACAGAUAUGUAGUAGCAGGGGUAGUAUUCAAAAACAGAGGAAGUAGUAGAAAUGUUGCAUAUACCUGCUACCUAGAGCUAACAAAUGUUGAUAUGCUAAAUAGAAAAGAAAGAAGAAAAAAUUACAAAUGAAAUUGAGCUCCCUUUAAUAUAUCAUUCCAUUCUUUUCCUUUUUACCUUCCCAAAAGGAGAGUGACUCUCAGGAAAUGAGUGUGUCCUUCCAUGAUUUUAUACUGCUAUUUUAUAAAAAUUCAUGUAGUAAUAUACCAUAUUGUUAAAAUUUUAUGAGUGAUAGACUGUAUAUCUUGUAAUUUUUUUUUUACUCAAAACUUUUAAAAUCCCUUCCAUGUUAAUACACAUAAAUCUAGCUUAGUAUCUGUUUAAUAUAUAAAAAUAUAUAUAUAACACUACAUAUUCAUGUUUUAUGGAUUAUUUUUCUUGUAUUACAUAAAAAUUACCAUAAGUAUAGCACUUUAAAAUUACACAAAUGUACUGACUCACAGUUCUGUAAGCCAGAUGUCUGACCUGGCCCAGCUGUGUUUCUUGCAUAGGUCCAAAUAGAGGUGUCAGUUGAAUGGUUCUCUUUUCUGAGUUUCUAGGGAGGAAUUGGCUUAUAAGCUCAUUCAGUUCAUGUAAUUUUAAUGCACACGCUUCCUGUCCUGGUUAGCUAUUAGCCAGGGGCCUUUCCCAGCUUCUUAAGCAGUCCACAUGCCUCGUCACAUGGCAUUCUCCAUCUGUACACCAACAGCUAUGCUUAGAAUCUGUUUGGUUUCCUUGUCUGCUACAAGAGAUAAAACUGUUUUCUUUAAAAAGACAAAAGAGAUGACAUCAAAAUUUAAAAUGUCUAUCAAUGGAGUGAUAAGCACAGAGUGAAAAGAACAGUAGAAAUUAUUUCUGAAUCAUAUAUCUGAUAAAAGAUAGCUCAACAAUAAAAAAAAUUUAUUAAAAAAUGGGCAAAGGACUUGAAUAGACAUUUCACCAAAGAUAAUGUAUAAAUGGCCAAUAAGCACAUGAAAAAGGCGCUCAAUGUCACUAAUCAUUAGGGAAAUGCAAGUCAAAACCACAAUGAGAUAUCACUUCAUACCUGUUAGGAUCUCUACUAUCCCCCCCUCAAAAAAAUCCCAGAAGGUAACAAGUGAUGGUGAGGAGGUGGAGAAAUUGGGACCCUUGUGGAUUUUUGGUUGGAAUGUAAAAUGGUGUCUGCUAUGGAAAACUGUGACCUGUCCUUAAAAAAUUUUAAAGAGCAUUUUCAUAUGAUCUAGCAGUUUUAUUUGAGUAUAUAUGUCCUAAGAUUGAAUGCAGAGUCUCAAAUAUACAUAGUUAUCGACAUUGUAUGAAAGGAUCUGUUUCACCUCAUCAUUUCUAGCACUCAAAUAAUCUUUGUGAUCUUUGUUACUUUGGUAUCUCAUUCUAAUUUACAUUUUUUAAAUUUCUACUGUGGUUGAAUAGUUCCUUACAUUGGCUAACCAUAUAUAAUCCCUUUUGUAAACUGUUGAUUUAGAUUCUUUGCUGUUGGAGUGCUCCAAAUUUUAUCAAUUUCUAUGAAUUUGCAUUUUAUAUACGUAUACAUGUAUUUUACACACGCACAUUUAAAAAGAACCUUUUUAUUUGAUUUUUUUUCUUACACUUCCAAUUUUGGUAUUGGUGAACAGUUCCUUUUCUUACCUUUUAUUUCAUAUUAAAUCAUUACAUGUAUUAAAUCUGUGUAUGGUCUUUAUCCUGUUCCAUUGAUCUGCUUGUACCACAUUGUUGUAAAUAAGGUAGCUUUAUAUUACUAUCAGGACAAUGCACUUUUAAUGUCUAGUAACAGUUCCUCAUCAUUACUCCUUUUUUCAAAAUUUAUUUGCCAAGUUUUUAUCUUUUAUUAAUAUUUAUUAAUUCCAACUAAAUGGUGUUGCUUUAAUACAACAAUAAAUGGCUUAUACUUUC